Messenger RNA from Xenopus laevis (African clawed frog), 661 nucleotides. It is a transcript of the gene lgals1.L, whose product is annotated as lectin, galactoside-binding, soluble, 1, gene 1 L homeolog. NCBI's taxonomy places the organism in Eukaryota, Metazoa, Chordata, Amphibia, Anura, Pipidae. The record is from RefSeq and is marked provisional. Gene Ontology annotation, molecular function: carbohydrate binding; lactose binding; laminin binding. Bases 27 to 431 code for a protein of 134 amino acids. The transcript has 4 exons.
GAACAAGAAGCACUGGACUUGGGAAAAUGGCAGCUGGAAUGGUCAUGAAUAACUUUAGCCUGAAGCAGGGCCACUGCUUGGAACUGAAAGGUUUUAUUCCCAAAGAUGCUAAAAGCUUUGCAAUAAACCUGGGCAAAGAUAGUUCAAACUAUGUCAUUCACUUUAAUCCUCGAUUCGACCACGAAGGCGACACCAACAAAAUAAUCUGCAACUCAAAGGAAGAAAACAGCUGGGGGACAGAGCAGAGAGAAAAUGUUUUCCCAUUCCAGCAGGGAGCAGAGACAUCGAUUUGUUUUGAGUAUCAAGCAGACCAUUUAAAGGUGAAGUUAUCUGAUGGCCAAGAAUUCAACUUCCCCAUCCGAAUGCCCUUGGAUACCAUUACAUUCCUUUCUAUGGAUGGAAUAGAGCUCAAGGCUAUCUCUCUUCAUUAACAGCUAUGUGGCUUCUACAGUCAAUAGAAGUCACUAGGCCUCUGUCACAUAUAUAACAUGUCAUGUAGAAAAUGUUCUCCCACAAUGAACUCCAGUGGCAAGCUGUAGAGAGAACUAUAUAGUUCCUAGUUAAAAUUUCUGUUUUCUUAAAAGCUACUAAAGUCUUAUACUAUUUUUUACAAUCUGUAUUCAGUAGAUCCCCCUGUACUUACUAUAAACCUUCUUACUAG